Drosophila santomea is the source of this 1069-nucleotide messenger RNA. RefSeq lists its product as uncharacterized. Bases 245 to 943 code for a protein of 232 amino acids. The record is from RefSeq and is a predicted model, not a curated record. Lineage: Eukaryota; Metazoa; Arthropoda; Insecta; Diptera; Drosophilidae. The transcript has a single exon.
ACCACCUAAAAAAUCCAUGCAAAUGCCAGAAAACGAUACCGAUUUAAUAUCGACGAAAAUCUUGUUUACUGUUUUGAUUCAACAAAUAAUUAAUAGAAUUUGACUAAAGACCCUUUAACCGCCGUUACAUUGGCACUGGACUUGGCCGAGGAUUAGAAAUCGGGUGUCCAGAACGUGGACAAAAGAUUCACCACAUUGAGGUGGAACAACCGGCAACCGGCGUGACCGCUAUCAAGUCAAAACAAUGGUGACCAGCAGAAGACCUCCGCUGAAUCAUGGCCCCUUGCCGGGGUCCAGUGGUGGCACCUCCCGCCUAGCCCUGUGUCUGAUCCACUUCGUCCUGGCCGUAAUCUCCGGCCUUGGACUGAAACGGAGCACCGGCAGGAAGGCAAUGGCCGCCUUUGGAAUCUACUUUGGCCACAGCCUGCUCUGCCUGCUGCGGCACACCCAUCCCAAUCCGGGUGCAGUGCAGCGGCUGUUGUGCGACAAGUCGCGGCGUUACUCUUGCGUCCUGUUCGUCACCCUGGUGGUGGGUGAGCUGCAGACCGUGAAUCCGGCCACCCGAAUGGGUGACUUCUUCGGCGCCGACUGGGAGCGACUGGCCUUUGGACUGUGGAGCGCUGUACUGGCACUUGCAGUCACCAGUUUGUGGUUUGGCAGCAGUCGCAGUCCAUUGGGUGCCACAUUCAUAAAGCUGGAUGCCGCCCAACUGGGCCUCUGUGUUCUUUGGAAUGUCCAUUGCCUUUGGCGCAUUGCCAUCGUAGACGAGCACUGGUGGUCACUUGGCCUGGCCCUGCUCGUUCUGCUGAAUCACUUUGUCCUGUGGCGACUGCCGCUGCACUACAACAUCAGCCAGUUGGAGGUGGCUACCGUGGGCAUGUGCUUCAGCACCAUCUUUGCGCUGAAUGCCAUCCAGGAGCAACUGGACGCCGUGACCAGCUGAGGGCAGCUGGUCGGGUAACCAGGGACUGGAGCCUUGAUUGCCUAGAUCUAAAGCACUCAUUUAAUUAUUAAAUGCACGUUGUUGAACAUUAUUUUUCGUAAUAAACCAGACUUCUUAUUUUAAAAA